CCAGAACUGUUGUCUUCCGUUUCCCCUUUCCUCUAAAUCGAAAACUUUAUUAGACCUUGAUCCAAGAAAAAUCCCGCAAUGUUUAGAAACACUGCCUUGAAGGCCACCAACAGCGGCAUGCUGCGUGGUGCGACCUCUUCAUCAUGCCGGCGCUCAUUCCACCUCGCCACGAGUGCUCGCAGCGCUUCAAAAAGCUCCGGCUUCAACAUGACCGCUCGUCGGCCUCUUGCUGUUGUCGACCGUGCUUUCAACGGUGCCCGGUCCUACGCGACCCCCGCGGAGGGCCAAAUUCAAGGAGUGGACCCCAACGAUUCUUUCCUUACUGGUAGCACUGCCAACUACAUCGAUGAGAUGUACAUGGCAUGGAAGCAGGAUCCCUCGAGUGUUCACAUCUCAUGGCAGACUUACUUCAAGAACAUGGAGGAGGGCAAAAUGCCUAUCUCCCAGGCCUUCACUCCUCCCCCUACCCUCGUCCCCACCCCUACCGGUGGUGUCCCCCAAGAUAUGCCCGGCCAGGGACUUGCCGGUGGUGCUGACGUGACGAACCACUUGAAGGUUCAGUUGCUCUGCCGCGCCUACCAGGCCCGUGGUCACCACAAGGCCAAGAUCGACCCUCUCGGCAUUCGCGGAGAGGCCGAGGCCUUUGGCUACGACAAACCCAAGGAGCUCGAGUUGGACCACUACGGUUUCACCGAGAGUGACUUGAGCCAGGAGUUUGCCCUUGGACCCGGUAUCUUGCCCCGUUUCAUCACCGAGACCCGCAAGAAGAUGACUCUGCGCGAGAUCAUCGCCACUUGCGAGAAGAUCUACUGCGGCUCUUACGGUGUUGAGUACAUUCACAUUCCCGACCGCAAGCCCUGCGAGUGGAUCCGUGAUCGCUUCGAGAUCCCUCAACCUUACAACUACUCGGUUGACGACAAGCGCCGCAUCCUUGACCGUCUCAUCUGGUCUUCCAGCUUUGAGUCCUUCCUCGCUACCAAGUUCCCCAACGACAAGCGCUUCGGUUUGGAGGGUUGCGAGACCCUGGUCCCCGGUAUGAAGGCCCUGAUCGAUCGUAGUGUCGACUACGGCAUCAAGGACAUCGUCAUCGGUAUGCCUCAUCGUGGUCGUCUUAACGUUCUGUCCAACGUUGUCCGCAAGCCCAAUGAGUCCAUCUUCAGUGAGUUUGCGGGUUCUACCGAGCCUUCCGAUGAGGGCUCCGGCGAUGUCAAGUACCACUUGGGUAUGAACUUCGAGCGUCCUACUCCCUCCGGUAAGCGUGUGCAGCUGUCUCUGGUUGCCAACCCCUCUCACCUCGAGGCCGAGGACCCCGUUGUCCUUGGAAAGACUCGUGCCAUCCAGCACUACAACAAAGACGAGACCAACUACGACACCGCUAUGGGUGUUCUGCUUCACGGUGACGCUGCCUUUGCUGGCCAGGGUGUUGUCUACGAGACAAUGGGAUUCCACUCCCUUCCGGCCUACUCGACCGGUGGUACCAUCCACCUUGUCGUGAACAACCAGAUUGGUUUCACCACUGAUCCCCGUUACUCCCGGUCCACUCCCUACUGUUCCGACAUUGCCAAGUCCAUCGACGCUCCUGUCUUCCACGUGAACGCUGACGAUGUUGAGGCUGUCAACUAUGUCUGUCAGAUCGCUGCUGACUGGCGUGCCGAGUUCAAGCGCGACGUUGUCAUCGACAUGGUCUGCUACCGUAAGCAGGGUCACAACGAGACUGAUCAGCCUUCGUUCACCCAGCCCCUGAUGUACAAGCGCAUCGCUGAGCAGAAGGCUCAGCUCGACAAGUACGUCGAGAAGCUGAUUGCUGAGGGUACCUUCACUAAGGAGGACAUUGAUGAGCACAAGAAGUGGGUCUGGGGAAUGCUCGGCGACAGCUUCGACCGCAGCAAGGACUACCAGCCCACCGGCAAGGAGUGGCUGACUUCUGCCUGGAACAACUUCAAGUCUCCCAAGGAGCUAGCCAACGAGGUCUUGCCUCACCUGCCCACUGCUGUUGGUGACAAGUCCCUGAAGCACAUUGCUGACAAGAUCGCCGGUACCGGUGUUCCUGAGGGCUUCGAGCUCCACCGCAACCUUAAGCGUAUCUUGAGCGGACGCAAGAAGGCUGUUGAUGAGGGCAAGAACAUCGAUUGGGCCACCGCUGAGGCUCUCGCUUUCGGUUCGCUCGUUGACGAGGGUUACCAUGUCCGUGUUUCCGGUCAGGAUGUUGAGCGUGGUACCUUCUCUCAGCGCCACGCCGUCCUGCACGACCAGCAGACUGAGCGCACUUACACUCCCCUGAAGCACAUCAGUGACAAGCAGGGCAGCUUCGUCAUCUCCAACUCCUCCCUGAGCGAGUUUGGUUGUCUCGGCUUCGAGUACGGUUACUCUCUGACCUCCCCCAACGCCCUUGUCAUGUGGGAGGCCCAGUUCGGUGACUUCGCCAACAACGCUCAGUGUAUCAUUGAUCAGUUCAUCGCCUCCGGUGAAUCGAAGUGGCUGCAGCGUUCCGGUCUGGUUGUGUCUCUGCCUCACGGUUAUGACGGCCAGGGUCCUGAACACUCUUCCGGACGUAUGGAGCGUUGGCUCCAGCUUUGCAACGAGGAGCCCCGUGUGUUCCCCUCGGCUGACAAGCUGGACCGUCAGCACCAGGACUGCAACAUGCAGAUUGCCUGCAUGACCACUCCUGCCAACCUGUUCCACAUCCUCCGUCGCCAGAUCCACCGCCAGUUCCGCAAGCCCCUGGUCAUCUUCUUCUCCAAGUCUCUGCUGCGUCACCCCCUUGCCCGCUCUGACAUUGAGGCCCUAAAUGGCGAGUCCCACUUCCAGUGGAUCAUCCCCGAUGAGGGUCACGGCACCGCCAUCGACGCUCCCGAGAAGAUCGAGCGUGUUAUCCUGUGCUCUGGACAGGUCUACGCUGCCUUGCUCAAGCACCGCGAGGCCAACGGUAUCCGCAACACUGCUAUCACCCGUAUUGAGCAGCUGCACCCCUUCCCUUGGGCCCAGCUGAAGGAGAACCUGGACAGCUACCCCAACGCUAAGGACAUCGUCUGGGCCCAGGAGGAGCCUCUCAACGCCGGUGCCUGGUCCUACGCCCAACCCCGUAUCGAGAGUCUGCUGAACGCUACCGAGCACCACAACCGUCGCCAUGUCCUGUACGCUGGUCGCGCUGGUAGCGCUUCCGUUGCUACUGGUCUCAAGGCCGUCCACCUCAAGGAGGAGCAGGAGCUUCUGGAGGAUGCUUUCUCCGUUCACCAGGAUCACCUGAAGGGCGAGUAA
Molecule: messenger RNA, 3258 nt
Organism: Penicillium robsamsonii
Lineage: Eukaryota; Fungi; Ascomycota; Eurotiomycetes; Eurotiales; Aspergillaceae
Gene: kgd1
Product: alpha-ketoglutarate dehydrogenase KGD1
Exons: 3
Coding region: 79-3258 (1059 amino acids)
Biological process (GO): tricarboxylic acid cycle
Cellular component (GO): mitochondrion; oxoglutarate dehydrogenase complex
Molecular function (GO): thiamine pyrophosphate binding; oxoglutarate dehydrogenase (succinyl-transferring) activity
Source: RefSeq, a predicted model, not a curated record